Messenger RNA from Linum trigynum, 1555 nucleotides. The record is from the annotation of a GenBank genome assembly. Lineage: Eukaryota; Viridiplantae; Streptophyta; Magnoliopsida; Malpighiales; Linaceae.
UUUCCCUAAUCCUGCUUGUUUCUUUGUCGAGUUCAUAUGAGAAUUUCGUGGAUUCUUUUAUUGCUAGCAAAGAUAGCUUGUUUAUCAUACAAGGAUAAGAGGAACUUUCUAUGGAGUGGCGAUGGGGAUAAGAGGAAAAUUCCUCUGGUUGAUUGGAAGGUUUGUAAAUCAUACAAGGAUAAAGGGGCCAUGGGUAUUAGGGUUCUUUCCUCUUUUAAUAGCGCAAUGCUAUGCAAAUGGAUCUGGAAAUUCGGUGUUAACAGGAAUGGAUGGUGGAGAGGGCUUAUUAACAUAAAGUACCCUAACGAAAGAUCUCAGUGGCGGUCGAGGUACAUGUAGGGUAGACGAUCAAGUUCGAUAUGGGCGAACAUUGUGAAAGAGUCCGAGACUCUCUGGAAUUAUGCACAGAUAGAACCCAGGAGUGGGGCUCAUGUUUCCUUUUGGUUCAAUCGAUGGCUCCCGAAUCUCUGCCUUGCUGAUAAUUUUCCUCGGGUUGCUGCUACGGCAUCUCUCCUGGAGGCGAGGAUCAACGAUAUCGUGAAGCUUUCAGGUGAUUCUGUUUCUUUCAAUUUAAACCUCGAUUUUGAUCUUCGAAGGGGGGCAGAACAAGAAAGGAUUAACUUGAUUUCUCUUCUCGGUUCUAUUGACUUUACUGCUAGGGCUUUUAGUCCCUGCAAAUUGUUAUGGCUUCCGAAUCCGGAAGCUGGAUAUUCAGUUCAUUCUAUGUAUAGAACUUUAAUGGAAAGCAAAAAUCUCGGCGUUCCCAAUUUCUCGGCGAAUUCAGUGUGGAGAAAGAUUGUACCUGCAAAGAUUUGCUUCUUCAUCUGGACAGUGGCACAUCGCAAGAUUUUGACGAUUGAUAUGCUGCAAAAGCGAGGGUGGAGUCUCGCUAAUCGAUGUACGCUCUGCUGCAAAGACGAGGAGUCGAUUCACCAUCUUCUCAUCAGCUGUAGCUUCACUCAUCAUGUGUGGAACCUGAUAAGGAGGAGAUGCAACCUCAACAACCUCCCUAUUAGUGAUGAUAUUGCUUUCACAAUCAAGGAGUGGCCUUUGGAUGUACCUAAAUGUGGGGAUGGUUGGCUUUGCUACUAUGCUUUUCAUGCAACCUGUUGGUUUAUUUGGCUGGAGCGUAACAGCAGAAUCUUCAGCGAUAUCAUGAAAAGCCCGGAUCAGAUUGCUAGGAGAAUCCUGAUGAAUGUUGCUGGAUGGUUUGUUGCCAAAGAAAAAGUCGAUCGUACCGCUACUGCUGCUUGGCUUAGAGCUCGUCUACAACUGAUUGAAUGAUGGGUUUCCCUUUUCGGGUUGGGUGGUCUCCCCGUUUUGUUUCGUUUUCUUUUCUUCUUUUCCAGUCCUUCUGGUGGGCCUAGCUUUUCUCUUCCUUGUUUUUGUAUGUUCUCCAAUCAUGACAACACUCCUUGUGCUCAUGAUUGUGUACUUUUUACAUCCCUUUUAAUCUCAUUCACAUCAUAAAAAAAAAGAUAGCUUGUCGUUGGAGGAUGUCGAUCCGCUCUUCACACGAGAGAGAUCAGACAUAAUAUAAAUAAUCAAUUAAUGU